Molecule: messenger RNA, 699 nt
Organism: Anastrepha obliqua
Lineage: Eukaryota; Metazoa; Arthropoda; Insecta; Diptera; Tephritidae
Exons: 2
Coding region: 1-699 (232 amino acids)
Source: RefSeq, a predicted model, not a curated record
AUGGAUGAAGUUGAUGUGAUGACGCCUUUGCUUCGUAAACUAAGUGCAGCAAAUGUGGAGCUAUACAAGACUGCAAUAGCGAAGAUCGGGGAAGUCUACCCUGGAGCGAAGCUCGUGGUAGUAGACAAAAAAGACAUCCCGUCUCGACCGAGGGCACGAGUUUGGGUCCCUACACCCUCUGACCCACAGCAAGUCAUGCAGAUAAUAAGUGCAUGCAACCCAGGCCUUCCUACGGGGAGCUGGAAAUUUGUCAAGGUCUUUGACAAUACCGUAACAGUAGACGGUGUGGUGACGAAACGUGCCACAACGCAAGUAAUGCUGUUACUAACAAACGAUUCUCUAGAACCUUUGGCGAAAAGCGAAGGUAUGAUAAACUAUGGUUUUGGCAAGGUUAAGGUCAGAACCUAUAAAACAGAUGCUGAUGCCAUCGACCAAUUGGCCUCAGAAAUUGAGACCAAUGACGCUGAGGAAGAUCCUAUGGAGUCCUCAAGCGACGUCGAAAGCAUCGACAUAGAAGGAUACUGCUCGUCAGGGUCUGAACUCACAGCUAGACUCAAGAAAAUGAGUACAAGUACGACAACUGAGCUUACAGCUGGUUUGAGUACAACAUACUCAGAAAAAGAGCUCUUGAGCGACUCACAGGAAGAUUCAGAGAGUGUUAACCAUGCGUCUUCUACAAAUAAAUUUACAUCACAGUAA